CUUUCCUCCGAUGUCACUGGCAGCCCGCCAAUCCGUUUUGUGAAAUAAAAAAAUUAAUCAUGAGAUUAAAUCGGCCUUAUAUUUUGGCACGUAAAUGUUUGAACAGACGAAGAACCUCUGAAAUUCAAAUAAUGUAGAUAUUUUAAAAUGAGAAGACUUAGAGUUCCUGACAGCGUUUUCACGAAUGAAAUACUUUCUUACUCUUCUUCAGAUUAUGUCGACUCCUUUUGCUCUGGCCUUUUCGGGGCUGUACAAUAAAAGUUUAUUAGACGGAUCGACAGACUUCCCAGCUAAGACAGGUGAAUUUUUUCCAUUGAAGAUGCAGUUUUCACGUGGACAGUGUGCCACCUGCCUCGGGAGACUUCAUAUAGUAUUCGACAGCUUGUGAGUGACGUGCAGGAGGACGAGGAGGGGGAGAAAUAUCCCCCUUCACCCCCUCUGGACUCUGGUCGGGACCUCAGAGCAGAGAAGGCUCGGGACAGGAGAAACAAGGUGAGAAGAUGAAGAAGCUGGUGGUGUUUUUGCUCUGCCUGGUCCUCCUGACCCUUUGCACAGAUGCCAACCCUAUCAUUAAGGAGAGCUUUGCUAAGCAGCUGCUCCGCAGCAAGAGGCAGGAUCGGCCAAUGAAGGCCGGCUACCCUGAUGAGCCAAUGAGGGAGCAUCUGCUCCACAUGCAGGCUCUGGAUCAGAGGGCCCAGGAGACCAACCUGGAGCACUGGUUGAACCCUCACUGCUACCCUCGCUGUGACAGGAACUACGGAUACCCCGUUUGAAGAGGAUGACUAAAGUAACGGACCAGAAGUGACAACAUGGACUCAACAACGGCAAGAGUGAAAAGCAUAGAGAGACUUUCUCUGCCUUUCUGAUGACAUAUAAUCUGCCCAUGUGCAGCAUGCUGAAUAAAAGGCCGUGCAUCUGUAAUCUCCCUGGAUUACAGCUGGGUAGUUUGCUGCUUUCAGAGGUUUCGACACUUCU
Xiphias gladius (swordfish) is the source of this 975-nucleotide messenger RNA. It is a transcript of the gene c15h17orf67, whose product is annotated as chromosome 15 C17orf67 homolog. The coding region runs from base 501 to 773 and encodes 90 amino acids. The record is from RefSeq and is a predicted model, not a curated record. The transcript has 5 exons. Lineage: Eukaryota; Metazoa; Chordata; Actinopteri; Istiophoriformes; Xiphiidae.